Messenger RNA from Toxotes jaculatrix (banded archerfish), 2964 nucleotides. RefSeq names its product prolactin receptor-like. Gene Ontology annotation, cellular component: external side of plasma membrane. Gene Ontology annotation, molecular function: cytokine receptor activity; protein binding. The record is from RefSeq and is a predicted model, not a curated record. The coding region runs from base 367 to 1956 and encodes 529 amino acids. Gene Ontology annotation, biological process: cytokine-mediated signaling pathway. The transcript is spliced from 9 exons. NCBI's taxonomy places the organism in Eukaryota, Metazoa, Chordata, Actinopteri, Toxotidae.
UCCAUACAGCCUCCAGCCGCGCAGAGCAGUGUCGACGCAGGGGGGCGGUUCGGUUCAGAGAUGGGAGGCCCGGAGCUCCAGCUGGUGUUUAGCUCAUGACGCGGGAUCAGGUGGAGGAAAAUCUCCUUACAGAGGAGAGGGGACAGAAAAAUACAGGGGAGGCAGUGAAGGCAACACUGCGCUGCCAGAGCACCAACUAACACCGCAGCGCUAUCACCAGCUCCGUCACCCGGACAACAGGCGGCAUCGACCGGCUACCUGUCCCGGUGUGGGUCUGUGUUUGAGGAAGCACCUUCCAGGAAUCUGUGGAGCGGCAGCAGGCGGAUCUCUAAGGGGUUUAUUCUGAGGUUGACAGGAAGCGGCAGGAUGCUGUGGCUGCUGCUCUGUCUGCUUCCUCUGGUGGGCUGCAGCCGGAUCAUCGCUCAGGACGUCACUUCCAAAGAAAAACACAGCUACGGCGAGUCUGAAGAUGAAGUUGCCGUGACAACAAGGCCUCACAUCUACUUCUGCCGCUCGCCCAACAUGGAGGACUUCACCUGCUGGUGGCAUCCACUGGACAACCUGACAGACGCAGCCGAGGUCACCUACGUCCUCACCUACUCCAAAGAUAAAGGUCUCAGACAUGAAUGUCCAGACUACGUGACUGCCGGCCCCAACAGCUGCCACUUCGACAGCAGCCACACGUCCAUAUGGAAGAUCUACUGUAUGAACGUGACCGCCGUCACCGCUCAUAAGAACUACACCUCCCAGGAGCACUGCCUGGACGUGGCAGACAUAGUUCAGACUGAAGCUCCGGCCAACCUGACCUACACGCUGACAGAUGCCGGCGGGGAUGAAAUGGGCCACAGAGCGCUGCUGUCCUGGACGUACCCGGUUCCCUCAGACCUGAAGCACGGCUGGAUCACGCUGGUGUACGAGCUGCAGUACAGACGCGUUACUGAGCCCGACAACUGGAAGGUGAAACACCCUCUGCGUGAGCCCCACGUGGAGCUGCUCGGCCUCCCUGUCGGCGACUACGUGAUCAGAGUUCGCUGCCGCUCGCACAACUACGGCCUGUGGAGCAAAUGGAGCUCCACGCUGUUAAUGAGCAUCCCCGCCAGACCGCCGGCAGGUAAACUGCUGGUGCUGAUCCUGGUGAUGGGCGUGGGCGUCGUGGCUCUGCUGGUCAUCGCCUUUGGUGUAAUUCCACAGAGCAAAAGAUUAAAAGAGUACUUCCUGCCACCAAUCCCCAAGCCGCGCAUCAUCGGCAUCGACCCUCUGCACCUGAAGAAGGGAAACCUGGAUGAAAUCAACCGUCACUUCAGUAACUUCCACAGCUACAGAUCUCCGAGCUACACAGAGGAAGUCUGGGACCAGGUCAGCUCCGAUGACGUGUAUCUCACCACGCCAAAGGACUGCAGCGUCCCGGCCGACCCCACGGACAGGGAGAAGGACGCCUUAAUGGUUCCAUGUGACCUGACGCCUGUAGCCGCCCAUCAUCAGCUUACAACCCAAAGCCUGACAUCGUACGUGCAGAGCGUGUCGCCCUACUGCUCCUCCCCUCCGGAGGCCUUCACCCCGUUGCUGGAUGUGCCCUCCCUGUGGCCGAGGCCUGAGAUUAUGUCGCUGCCGGGGACGGACUACAGCGUGAUGGGACAUCCUAACUCUGUCCCUGCUCCUGAUGCGACCGCUGUUACCACCAGUUGCUCGCCACAGGAUUUCUACACCUGCGUCCAGCUCAUGAAUGAAAGCGGCGAAGUGCAUCUGGUGCCGUGCUUGCCGCCACCAUACUGCCGGGAGUUCCCGCCUUUGCCGGGGGUCGAUUUAGACGCAGGUGAAAAAGAUGAGAAGAAGAAGAAGAAACUAGCCGACUACCAAGCCAGGAAGAACAGGAAUGAGCGGAAAGACGGCGGCGACGCUGAGAGGAGCGGAGCAGCCGUCCCUCUCCUGCCUGCUGCUGUUGACAACAAGGGCUGAGUGACAGGAAGCACAUCCACAGUAGCACAGUCACACUCUGGAAACUGUCGCCAUGUGCGAAGAGAGAGUCUGCUGUGAUCUGCGGGACGUCAGCCUCCUUAGCUUGCAAAUGUCCAGACCUCUCACUGAAAACAAGCCAACAAACAGAUGCUGUUUCUGAGGACAAAACACACACACACACACACACACUACAAACUCUUCAAAUCACCAUUUGUGGUGCAGUAACAAGCGUUGUAUUUAGGUGACCGACACGUUUUCCUUUGCAAAUGUUCCUCUGCACCGUAACUCGUUUGUGUCUCUGGCGUCUCUGCUCACCUGUCCUGCUGCAGUUAUUCUUUAGGGGACCAAACCUGCUGCUGUUAGAGCUUCAAUGUAAAAAUCCAGUUUCAGGUGAACGAAGCCUGAAGAGCAAAAAUCAAAAUCCAAACUGAAGCACUCCACGCAGUCUGUCAGACCUGAUGGAAGCUGCCUCCUGUAAACUCCCACAUCACCACGUGCUGCUUCUCCCAAACCGUGGUCGUCUCUGCAGAGCUUCACUUUCAGGGUUGUUUGUCUUUCUCAGGAAAAAGAAAUCAAAGUGCAGUGUCACUGGAUGUUUCAGGUCUGUUAGAGAGAGAUUAACUUCUGGGUACCUUCAGCAUUCAGACCCCGUUUCUCCGUUAGUGUGUUUACAUUCAUUAAUAUUCCAGAACUAUUAUCCUUACCUCGCUGUAGCUGGGAUAUGGCCUCUCACACAGGACAAUCAGCUUCUUUUGUGUAACCACAUAGAGAAACCUUCAGGCUUUGUGCUGUGUGGAAUGUACCGGUGAUGGAGACAGUGCUUGUGCUGUCCAACAAACCCCACAGGGUUUUCAUGUUCAGGAAAUGGGUUUAUUCCACUGUGCAUGCGAUGGUACUCACACGUGCCGGCUCAUUAUGGGGAUAUCUGAUUAUCCUGAACAUGAAAGGAAUAUUAAUCUGCGUGUGUCUCACUCUGAAUCUGUCUCAUUAUCGUGUCUCUGGCGUCAU